Molecule: messenger RNA, 2151 nt
Organism: Paralichthys olivaceus (Japanese flounder)
Lineage: Eukaryota; Metazoa; Chordata; Actinopteri; Pleuronectiformes; Paralichthyidae
Gene: ncf1
Product: neutrophil cytosolic factor 1
Biological process (GO): superoxide anion generation; respiratory burst
Cellular component (GO): NADPH oxidase complex; cytoplasm
Molecular function (GO): phosphatidylinositol binding; protein binding; superoxide-generating NADPH oxidase activator activity
Source: RefSeq, a predicted model, not a curated record
UAAGUUAGGGUAGGAUUUCGACCUGUCCGAUUCUGUCGAGGGCGGGACUUAGUUCAGACAAGACGAGACGGAGCGAGAAGAAGCACGAGGACAGAGAGAGAGAGGAUGCUAGCUGCUCCAGGUUCCUGUUAUUCUUUGUAAAUACAGUAUUAGUAAGAAUUAAGACCCAGCGACUCUGUGUAACCUCAACCAGCCGGAGUGUGAGGAGACGUGUUGGGAGACGUUUGACUGAGUGUAAUUAGCUAAACUGUUAGCAAGUGGAACCGAGUUAGCUGACUGCCUGCGUCAGGCUGCACGUGGGAAGCCUGGGUUUGAUUCCGAGUGUCUGAUGUGCCUCGGACUCUGCCACUCGUGCUGCUGCAGUACAGGUGCUCGGGACCUGCCGCCAGGGACUUCGUGCACGUGGACAGAGCGUGUCUUCCUUCUUCUCGCCGCGGGAUCUGGGGCUCGAGUGGACGGUUGCUACCAGGGGACCGUUUACAUGCUGAUGGUGAAGUGGAGCGACCUCUCAGAGAAGCUGAUCUACAGGACGUAUCCUGAGAUCCACACCUUACACAAAUCCCUGAAGGAAAUGUUUCCCAUCGAGGCUGGUCAAAUAGAAAAGAGGGACAGGAUCAUUCCUUCGUUACCAGCGCCUCGCUGGGUGGACUCUCAGAAGUCGACAGAAACCAGACAGGUCACCCUGUCCGACUACUGCCAGUCACUCAUCAACCUGCCACCUCACAUCUCCCGCUGCACUCUCCUCUCCAACUUUUACAAAGUUCGACCAGAGGACGAGAACCCACCAGCCGCCAACACACAAAAGAGAAAUGAGACGUUUGUGGUGUCUAGAGACUUGGCUCGAGGAAAGGCUUCUGAGAUCUCUGGCCCCAUCAUACUGGACACCUACAGGGUGAUCGCAGACUUUGCCAAGACGUCCAAAUACGAGAUCGAGCUGCGAAACGGCGACUUGGUGGAAAUCGUGGAUAAAAAUCAAAACGGUUGGUGGUUCUGUCAGUGCGACACUAAACGAGGCUGGGCGCCAGCGUCGUACCUGGAGCCUCUCGACCAGCCGGACGAGGCCGAGGAUGCCGAACCAGACUACGAAGGAGAGCUGUUCAUCACCUCCAACGCCUACAAGGCCGAGCAGGAGGACGAGAUUUCUCUGGAGCUUGGGGAAACCAUUGAGGUCAUCCACAAGCUGCUGGACGGCUGGUGGGUCGUCAGAAAAGGAGAAGAGACCGGACAUUUUCCCUCCAUGUAUCUGCAGAAGGCGGGAAAACGAGAGAGACAAGAGGCUGGACGGACAAACCCACAAGGACAGAAACUUCCACCUCGCAGAUCCACCAUUAGAAACGCCAAGAGCAUUCACAAGAAGUCUCGCCAGAAGCUCAGUCAGGACACCUACCGCAGGAACAGCCGCCGAUACCUCCAGCAGAAGGAUGGUCGCCGCACCGAGCCACAAAGGAACUCCAAGAACAAUGCCAAGUCGCCCCUGAAGGAGAGGAAAAACCAGGACAACAUCCCUGAGCCCGGAUCCAGCUCGGAGAGCGAGGUGAAGCGGGAGGCUCCAGUCGUUCCUCCCCGCCCGAGUCCAGAGCUCAUCCUGGAGCGAUGCACGGACAACACCCGGAAGAGAGUCAGCGUCAAGUCAUGCUCCAACUCCAGCAGCGAAAGUGGAGAUAAAGGAAACACACACACACAGGAAAUACAAUCUGUCUGAGGCGCUUUUAAUAGUUAUAAAUUACAUAACUCUCUAAAACACCUCACAAACAUAUUGUUUCAUUGUCGAAGAAAGAUUCAGUGAUUUCCUAAACAGCUCUUAUUCAAAAAGUAGAGGAAACUAGUGCUUCAGUAGCGGAUUAAUCCAAGAAAUAUUUAAAAGAGAAAAUUGUCAUUUUAUGCUUUGUUAUAUUUCAUGCGGAUUCAGCAAACAAGAUAUAACAUAUUAAUAUCAAAUAUAGUCAGUUUCAGACAGAGCCAGGCUAACUGUUCCCUCCAGUUUCCAGUCCUUGUGCUAAGCUAAGCUAACCUGCCUGUUGUUGUAGAUUUAUAUUCAACAAACAGACGUCAAUCUGAAAUCAGCAUAUUUGUUAGAAUAAUGAACUUUCACUGUGGACGUCUGCAUUGAUUUAUUUCAACGCAUGAAAUCCGUGGAGCUUUAUUUUUAUU